Messenger RNA from Entrophospora sp. SA101, 1671 nucleotides. The record is from the annotation of a GenBank genome assembly. Lineage: Eukaryota; Fungi; Glomeromycota; Glomeromycetes; Entrophosporales; Entrophosporaceae.
AUGAAAAUACAAAAAAUUAAAAUUAAAAAUUCAUUUUUUUUAAAAAGUUUAUAUAUUUACGGAGGUAGAACCGCUAUACCAGGUGAAAAUUAUGACUCACUCAAUCCUGAUUAUGAUACAGACGAAAUAUUAUAUUUGGAUAUUUCAGUAGAAUUUAAUCCGGCAAGUCCAAAAUGGAAAUCAAUAACAGGAAUUGCCCCACCGCUCGCAUUUCAUAGCAUGUCAAUUGGAGGCGAAAGUAACGAAUUAUUAAUAAUAUUUGGAGGUACAUCUAAAUACACCAUACCACCAAAUACAUUAUAUAUAUUUAACACAACAAGCAGUACGAAAGCAACGAAUUCUCCGACAACGGUAAAUGUUAAAGGCUCAAUCGAGCAUACUUCGAUUACGAGAUAUAACGAUUCAAUGGUCUUUAUAUUUGGUGGAACUAGUCAAAUUAUUACUAAUGAUAAUGCAACUGAUAUAGUUAUUGAUGCAUUCAACGAUAUGCACGUGUUAGAUUCUAAAUCAAUUACAUUCAACACAAUUUCUCCCUCAAAUGGGAAUGCUACAGGGGCGAUUCCAAUUGAUAGAAGAGUUCAUCGGGCUGUUGGAACAAACGAUAAUAAAAUUAUCAUUUAUGGUGGAUGCAAUAAAGAUUAUUCUAUAAAUUAUUCUGAUUUAAUAGUUCUUGAUACAACUACACUUCAAUGGACAGCUCCCGCUACUCAAGGAACUCCUCCCCCACCAAUGUAUGCUCAUACAAUGACAAUGGUUGGAACAAAUGUUAUAAUAGCAUUUGGUUUUAUUUCGGGUUUCGAUACAACACAAGAUAUUUACAUACUUGAUUCCACCAAUUAUACUUGGAUGCCAACUUAUGUACCUAAUAAUCUUGAAAUUACCAAUACAAAACCAAUUAAUGCAUCUUCUAAUGACCCUUCAUCAUCGCCGUCAUCGCCGCUCGUUGGCUGCAAUUUUUUUGAUUAUAAUCUUGUGCCACCUAUUUCAGGUACUAUUCCUUAUAAUCAGUUGCCAACAACAAUAAAUAAUCAAGAUCCAGCGGGACAACUACCUCCUACAAUGUCACACUUUGUCAGCAAGUCAAAUGCAGGUUCUGAUAAGGGUAGUACAAUAACCAAUAAUGAGCAUAAUGAAUCUUACUACAACAACAGUUCUUCUAGAAACAGUUCAAAAACCAACUCGAAUAGAUUUACAAUAAAAAUCUUUAGUCAAUUAAAUUAUAGUAACAACAAUAGCGAUUAUUAUUCAGAAAAACCUCAACCUCCAACACCUCCCUCAAAAUAUGAUGAUGAUGAUGGAUAUCCACAAUCAAAUAGACUGUCUGCAUCUUCCAGUCUCUAUGCGCCUUCACGCCCUGAUUCUCCUCCCUCAAUGAAUCCUCCGAUUCUACCUUCUUCUACUGACACCUCGUCGUUCUCCUCAUCAAAUGAAAAUAAUGAUGAAAUAGUGAGAGUAACUGAUAACGAUUACGACAAUGAUAACGCUGCCCCGAUAUUUUCAAUUUCUCCUAGUGAAGAAGCCGGAAUAAAAGAACCAAGAAAAAUUGAAAAAAGAGCUUUUAGUUUAAGAUCAGCACAAAGACUUAGUAGUACUGUGGUAAGACCAAAUAGAGGAACACCUUCAACUACUGAAGAGACUAUUACCGAAGAGUUUACACAAGAAAAUUUAUAA